This is a messenger RNA of Porites evermanni, 1764 nucleotides long. NCBI's taxonomy places the organism in Eukaryota, Metazoa, Cnidaria, Anthozoa, Scleractinia, Poritidae. The record is from the annotation of a GenBank genome assembly.
GAAACGCCGUCAUGUGACCUGGAUGUAGCCUUUCUGAUAGACUCGUCAGGAAGUAUGUCACCUAAUGGCUUUGAUCAAGAAAAAGAUUUCGUCAAAAAAGCAGCCAAAGAGUUGGGUGUGGCACCAGGCAAGAGUCGGGCAGCAGUUAUACAGUUUGCUCUCAAUGCAACGGAGAAGAUUGGAUUCAAAGAGGUUCGAGCAUUGGCUGAUUUUGAAAGUGCCGUUGACGACAUUAAAUAUCGAACAGAAGGCACCGUGACACGUAUCGAUAAUGGGUUGAGCAAAGCUAAAGAGGUGUUCGAGAAAGUCCGCUCAAGCGACAGAAUAAAGCUUCUCCUUCUGCUAACAGAUGGAGAACAGCCCAUUGAAGAUGAAAAAUUAAAACAGUUGUCCUCUGAAUUGCGCAAUGCUGGUAUCCGCCUUCUCGCUGUUGGUAUUGGUAGUGGAGUCAACGAAAAGCAGCUGAAACUUAUUGCGGGGGACGAUGCAAACGCGAUAACUGCCACUGAUUUCAACCAUUUGAAGGACAAGCUAGGUUCAUUGGUAAAAAAAGCCUGUGGUAAGUUAUUACAAUCUGAAAAAAAAAAACAAGAGAAAGCGAGAGAAAAGCGAAAAAAGGAAUACGGAUGCCGACCAAACUAAAACGAAUUGCAUUUAUGUAAAUAUUGAGAAACAGCGACGUUACGUUUUCGGUUUUGCGUUGAUUUGAAUCAAUGCUUGACUUUAUUCCCAAACAAUGUUGCGAUGACUUAAAAUAAAUUUUGUAGAGAAAAGAAGUUUCUUUUACUACCGUAGUUUAAGCUGUUAUAUAUAGUUAACGAAAACAGCGAAACAUCAGCAAAAAUAUUGUGAUCUCGCCCUCCUAUUCAGUAUUCUACUGGACGGUUUCUAAUUUAUUUUUUUGAGCCGUGUUUAUUGCGUGACAGUGAAAACAAAGAAUAUGUAUCGAGCGUCGACGCUGAUUGAGAAUGGUCUUUCGUUGUUUUGUGCAGCAGGAGGUCACGUGACCUUUCUCAUGUUAAAGUUAUGAGAUAAAGCUCUUACCGGUGGUGGUUUGAGUAACCGCCAAAGUUUACGCGGUUAGGGGGAAGUCGAUGGAACGCACGCCUUCGAUUCAGAAGAACUAAUUUCUAUAACAGAAUGAUAGUUUAUAAGUUGCAAAAAUUGUAUAAAUUUAUUUCAGCUUGUCCGGUGAAUGUGGCUUUUAUCUUGGAUGCCUCAGGAAGUAUAACUGAUGUAUUUCUCAAAGAGAAGGAGGUCGUCCUCGAUCUAACAAAGGAUAUGAACAUUGGAGGAGCUGAUCAAACAGACACGAGCAAGGUAGCUCUGAUGCACUUCAGCCAUUUACCGAUAAUCGAUGGCCUCUUCGGAGAGUAUGCGACCACGUCCGAGUUCCAGGGAGGUCUCAAGGCGUUGCCUUUCAUCGGCAAACAAACACGAAUCGACAGGGCCCUGUCAAAAGCUUCCAGUGAAAUAUUCAAAACAAUAUCCAUCAGCCGCCCUAACAUUGCCAUUAUUUUCACCGAUGGUGUGCAGACUAAAGACUUAUCUUGGGAAAUUCCAAAAGGCCUUAGAGACGCCUCCCAACCCUUGAAAGACAAAGGUGUUCGGGUUAUUGCAGUUGGUGUUACCGCUAAUGCAAAUAAGGAAAGACUCAGGUUGAUGACAGACAGAUUGGAGGAUGUCGUGGUGAACACUGAUAAAGCUGUUGUGGUAGAAGAGUUAAAAGGGAUCCUUAAAAACGCCUGCAGUGAGUAUCUAUAA